Messenger RNA from Egretta garzetta (little egret), 2971 nucleotides. It is a transcript of the gene FAF2, whose product is annotated as Fas associated factor family member 2. Gene Ontology annotation, molecular function: ubiquitin binding. The coding region runs from base 1052 to 2377 and encodes 441 amino acids. The transcript has 11 exons. Gene Ontology annotation, cellular component: endoplasmic reticulum. The record is from RefSeq and is a predicted model, not a curated record. Lineage: Eukaryota; Metazoa; Chordata; Aves; Pelecaniformes; Ardeidae.
UGGUCCCGGCCCUGGCGGGGCGCGGGGACAAGGAUGCUCCCCGCGGGGGCGAGUGGAGCUCCCGUGUGAGGCUUUGGCUCCCCGGGCUUUGGACUCUCCCAGGCUGGGGCCUCGCUAAGGGACCGGCCGGUGCUAUGCGUGCCCCGAGUGUUUCAUUAGGAAUGGCGUUCUGUCAUCGCUAAUUGGGGAGGCAGGAAGUGACUGCUGAAUAAACCCCAUUACCUCCGUGCGGGAAAAACUACUCGGUAAGUCCCGGCCAUUUUAAUUAGGUAGUCUGAAAAAUUCUCUUUCUUGUCGUUAGCGGUGAAUGGGAGAACCUUUCCUGGCAUCUUAGGAGCCUUAGCCAGUGGGUUUCUAUGGAAUGCGGCUUCUCCGAAAAUUGUUUCUAACCCUCACUGUUUGGUAAUGCCUAUUGGGGGGAGGCCACUGGGGAUUGUAAUGAUCUAAUCUUGCUGUCUGCUGCAUAGUAUGGGCUGGGUUGCUUAACCUUUGGUUUGCCAGGGCCUUGGGGCUGUGCAGCAGUUGAAUAAUUAAAACAAUCUGCAGGUGUGGCUUGUUGGGGAGAAAACGGUGCUGUGUAGUUGAAAUAUUUAGGGCUGCUCAGUGAGAAGUAAUUAAAUAUACUGGCUGAUGAAAAUUAUUUUCAGGUGUCUUGAGUAUGUGGUGUUCCUUGGAUUGCAAAGUUCUUUUACAAAUAGAAUAUUUACUUUCAAGAGUGUUUUGUUUGAUUUUGUUGCUUCAUAUAAAUUUUUUUUAAAACUGCAGUUUGCCUUUUUUGGUGUGGUGUAACUGUAGAAUUAUAGGGCUUAAAGGGAAUUCAGAGGCACCCAGCCCUGCCUUCCACAGCUGACAGAGGUACAGGUGUUCCUCCUCAGACAGGUAUUUGCCAAGCCUAUACCUCUGAGCCAGAGGAUUCAACAACCUUCUGAAGUAGUUAAUGUACUGCAGUGUUUCUCACUGACUAGAGCUACAAGGAAAAUUUUUUUACAGGUAUCCCUUCUAAAUCUAUACUGCAAAUUAAGCUGGUUGAGCAAUCUUAACUUACAGACAAAUGAAGCAGAGCAAUGUUAACAAUUGCUUUGCCAGUGCUACUGUUUCCCUGGACUUGACUGGCAUAGAAUCCAUGGACCAAUGUCGUCACACACUGGAGCAGCACAACUGGAACAUAGAGGCAGCUGUACAGGACCGACUGAAUGAGCAAGAAGGUGUCCCAAGUGUCUUUAAUCCUCCUCCAUCGCGGCCGCUGCAGGUCAAUACAGCCGACCACAGGAUCUACAGCUACGUUGUCUCAAGGCCACAGCCAAGGGGCCUGUUAGGAUGGGGUUACUACUUCAUAAUGCUUCCAUUCCGAUUUACCUAUUACACAUUACUUGAUAUAUUUAGGUUUGCUCUGCGUUUUAUACGCCCUGAUCCUCGUAGUCGGGUCACUGACCCAGUGGGUGACAUUCUUUCGUUUAUUCAUAUGUUUGAGGAAAAAUAUGGGAGGAUACACCCUGUCUUCUAUCAGGGAACUUACAGCCAGGCACUGAAUGAUGCCAAGCGGGAGCUGCGCUUCCUGUUGGUUUAUCUUCAUGGAGAUGACCACCAAGACACAGAUGAAUUCUGCCGCAAUACACUGUGCGUACCUGAGGUGAUCACCCUCAUAAACACCAGAAUGCUCUUCUGGGCUUGCUCAACCAAUAAACCAGAGGGAUACAGAGUCUCCCAGGCUCUGCGAGAGAACACAUACCCGUUCCUGGCUGUGAUUAUGCUGAAGGAUCGCAGAAUGACGGUAGUUGGGCGGCUAGAAGGCCUCAUCCAGGCUGAUGACCUCAUUAAUCAACUGAUGUUCAUCAUGGAUGCCAACCAGACGUACCUGGUGUCUGAACGCCUGGAAAGGGAAGAGAGGAACCAAACCCAAGUUCUGAGGCAGCAGCAGGAUGAAGCAUAUCUGGCAUCCUUGCGUGCAGACCAGGAAAAGGAGCGCAAGAAGAAGGAGGAACGGGAGAGGAAGAAGAAGAAGGAGGAGGAAGUGCAGCAGCAAAAACUGGCAGAGGAGAGGCGGCGACAGACGCUGCAGGAGGAGAAGGAGCGGAAGUCUGAAUGCCUUCCUCCCGAACCACAUCCCGAUGACCCAGAAAGCGUUAAGAUCAUUUUCAAACUGCCUAAUGAUUCCAGAGUGGAGCGGCGAUUCCACUUCACACAGUCAUUGACGGUGAUCCACGACUUCUUGUUCUCCUUGAAAGAAAGCCCUGAAAAGUUCCAGAUUGAGGCCAACUUCCCUCGCCGUGUCCUGCCCUGCCUCCCGACAGAGGAGUGGCCCAACCCACCGACGCUGCAGGAGGCCGGACUCAGCCACACGGAAGUCCUCUUUGUGCAGGACCUUACGGACGAUUGACACUUUUCCAGAAGACACAAAAAUGGAAAGAGAAAUUCAUAUUAUUAUUAUAAUACAAUAUUUUUUUUAAAAGACUGCGUACAAACGAGGGAUCAGAGACCACAUCGCCUGUGCCAGCUGUGCUGCGUGUGUGCACUGGCGAGAGGAAGCGUGUGUGUGUCCUCACACACCUGUGUACACAGCCAUCCCCUACACUUGGAGGGCAGAGAGGGAGGGGAGCUGGUGUUGCCCCUCCACCCUCCCUGGGGAGGAACAGGAAUGGCAGCUCUUGGUAAUUAUUGCUUUUAUUGAUGACAAUAAUAAUAAAACCCCAACAACCUGACAUCUUGUGAAGAUUUGAUACUCUGCUGCUCCUGACUGCCAGAAGACCGGGCACCUGAAUGUGCUGGGAGUGGGGGGGAGGGGGGAAGGGCUGGACAGAAUCUCUUCAGCUUCCCUCUGUGUAUAAAUAUCUUUCUUUUAAUACUUCUCUUGCUUUGUAAUGACCAAAGGAGAAUGGGGUUGACUAUAGUAUUAACUUUUUGAUAAAGAGCUGCUUCAAUUCUUACCUGUGUGGGGUCUUGCCCAGGGUUCUUAGCCUGCGUAGUGUAAUAA